AUGUGGGAAAAUCUACAAGAUUCCCAUCACACCUUGCUCAAGGCCGCUAUUACAAUACCGUUAUCCCAACCUCGAACGCCAGCAGACAUUACAACGAGAGUCGUCCGAAUCGGUAUCCAUCUUCAAGUCGUGAAUUCAUCAAUCGUUAUUCCCAUCCCAACGCCUUCGACUCCGUUAAACUCAUGCAACUGUCCUUCCUCUCAAUGGAAUCCGACUUCCUAUGAGAGGAGAAGACCAUCCGCCGCCGCCACUGCCCUUGAUUCCCCUUCUCCCUCUGCCCUAGGCUUAUCUUUACAAGACUCCUCCAGCACGGCCAGCCUCUCACUCUCUUGCUUCCCUGGCAAGUUCGUCCCUCAUCCCAUCGUCGACUUUCCACAUACAGUCAUCCCAUCGAGCCAUCUGGAAUUCCGCCAUGUCACACAGCAACGAUUCUCGCCGAUGUUCGCAGAAGGGACACAGACACUCCACUCGCAAUGUCCGAUAUGGAUGGGCAAAGAUCUCGCAUGGUGGCUUCGGGCUCUGAGGUGCAGUUGGAGUCCGUGGACGAGAUCGAGCUGUUGGAAUCGUGUCUGGCGUGUUGCACUCGUCCAUCUCCAGCUGAGCCUGGCUGCACCGCAAUAUGGCCGACUUCGAGAACGUGCUGUGACCGCAGGUCGCAUAGAUGACUCGGGAGUGACAGCACAUUGUGGCGGUUGGCCCUUGGUUCAACGGAUUUAUGCCAAGAACAGCAGGCUGUGCCGUAUCGGUGCGGCGAUGAGACACCACGAGACGAAGUCGGUAUGGGAGGUGGAGGGAGUGGAAGAUGUAAUAUUGAAGGUGAAAGUGCUGGAAGCCGACAGCCCCGCCCGUGAGGAAUCCAGGUUGUCGGCGUCCACGCGAACCUUGGAUCGGACAAAGUGGGAGUCUGAAGGCGAGGAUGAACCAGGCAAAAUACCAAACCAGACACUACUUCUCUUCUGGCGCAACGGUGUGCGAGAUUGCUAUGCGAUCUCAAAAGCAGUUCAGGUCUGUCUUGAGCUUCUGGUGAUGAAGCCCUGGAGCUGGAUUUGCUGUACUUGCUACGCCGAGAUGCCGCUCGUCGCGACUGACACACGUAUCCGGCGCUUAUGGUUACCACGUACUGAAGUCACUGGCCGUAGUGUGUGCGCUCAGGUUCCUACUAUGACCUCUGGCCGUCUAUCUUGCGUGUUGGCUGAACGGCGCCGCCUGAACCAAGAGAACAUCGACGACGAUGAUAGGCCUGGUGUCCGAGCUUUCGUCUAUCUUGAAAAGCUCGAUCUGGUAGGCAAGGUCUUCGAUCAAGUCGACCUGUUCGACAGAGAUCUUCCUCAGAUGCGUCGGAUAAAAGUCGCUCGGAGACUCUGCGAGGAAGGAAGCAGGCUUGUCGUCACCCUCGUUCUUGAUGCGAUAUUCUUGGAUAGGUUCACAGUCCGGUGCAGUGAUGGUGGUUUCCACACUGUCAACGCUGGAGAUGCUGUCGAAGCUGGCCCACUGCCAGAUGGCGAGCUGUCGCGUGAAUCUGGCGGCCUGGCCAAGAAACUGUCGAUGAGCUCUCUUCCUUGGUCGCAAUUCGAGAUGCUCGACGUCGGACCAGGACAGCUGCACAGCGUGCGUUCUCCGGUGAUGGCUGCGAGUUCGGCGAUGCGCGCUUUCGCUCUUGUCCCGGCUCAGGCUCGAAUCGAUACCGAGAUUGGAUGCCUUGGAGGCCGGAAUGCGCUGCUGAGGGAGAGGCUCAAUCAACUGCUGCUGCAUUCGAUCCCCACGUGCUCCGUGGCGGGGAUUCUUUGGGGCCGGAUGUUGAAUGGAUUGCUCCGGACUUCGUCAGCUUGUCCGGACGAGCCGAGUCCGAUGCUGGGCAGCGGAGCCGAACUGGAUAUGGUCUGCGACUGGCACAGAGACCGGCUGAGCAAUGAUAUGACAAUAAUGGAGUGGGCGGAAGCAUUGGAGAGUCACGGCGGGGCCAGUCACCGCCUUAUCCGUCGCUCGAGAGUCCGGCCUGCACGCCGAGAAUGCCUAUUUUCCACACAGCUUGCUAAGGAAAGCAGAACUACUUUGCCAGGACGUGGAAAGGGCUGCAUAAAGGAAAUUGCGCGCUCCAGAUAUAGAACAAAGUGCGGGAAGAACCUUAGCUGGACCGAUGAAGUAAAUGCCGAGGCAGAGAAGGACACAUUUGCGAAUAUCGAACGCGGAACAAUGCUUAGGAACAAAGCUGUUAUCGGUGUUUGGUAUGGACCAUGCGAACAGACGAUCAAAGCUCUAAGCCUGAGCCGUUUACCACUGAGUGGUAUCGCAGUCCCUAGUGUUGCACCCGCUUUCACGGCUGUACCUUAUACAUAUCUUGUACCUGAGUCUGGCUCUCAAUCCUUGAAGAAUACAAGGGCCCAGGCUCCCCAUCGUCGAUCUUUCGCAGACUCGCAGACACAUGACAGGACAACCAACCUCGUGAUGAGCGCACGAUCCGCAGAGUGCCGGGCAAGUGCACGGUUGGUAUGCAACGACCACGGACCCGACAAUAGCAGAUGCCUCUUUGGCAACCACAAAAAAGAACCACAUAGUGUGUGUGGUAAGAAGCCUCAGGACGAACGCCUGUUUGGCCAGUGGAACAGUAUCCGCUAUAACGAUCAUCCGGCGAACGAUACUUUUCGCUGGCAUAUGCUUAGUUCUUUUCUGCGGACUCGGCACAUACCUGCGCCGAGUUGA
Messenger RNA from Pseudocercospora fijiensis CIRAD86, 2700 nucleotides. RefSeq lists its product as uncharacterized. Lineage: Eukaryota; Fungi; Ascomycota; Dothideomycetes; Mycosphaerellales; Mycosphaerellaceae. The transcript has 21 exons. The record is from RefSeq and is a predicted model, not a curated record. The coding region runs from base 1 to 2700 and encodes 899 amino acids.